This is a messenger RNA of Podarcis muralis (Common wall lizard), 3138 nucleotides long. RefSeq names its product Zic family zinc finger 1 (gene ZIC1). The record is from RefSeq and is a predicted model, not a curated record. Gene Ontology annotation, biological process: regulation of transcription by RNA polymerase II. Gene Ontology annotation, cellular component: nucleus. NCBI's taxonomy places the organism in Eukaryota, Metazoa, Chordata, Lepidosauria, Squamata, Lacertidae. Gene Ontology annotation, molecular function: DNA-binding transcription factor activity, RNA polymerase II-specific; RNA polymerase II cis-regulatory region sequence-specific DNA binding.
ACGGAAGGGGGAAAAGAGUGCAAGAACUGGAAGAGAAGAGAAAAUUGCUCGCUAGUCCGCUACAUUCCUCUAGCCUCUUUUUUUAAAUUAAAAAAAAAAACCAGAACUGAAGGAAGUUUAAUUUUUGUUUUGCUCCCCCCUCCCCCGUCUGAGCCUGUUUCCUCCUCUCUCUUCACCAUUGUUAUUCGCGAGCGGAGCCUUCUGAAUCCUUUCCCUCUUUCCCAUUGAACCCCCCCUGAAAAAGUGCAGUCCGAGAGGCAAGAGAGGGGGCGAUCGGUUUUUCUGCGCGCGCGCCGAUGUCUUUUUUAUUCUUAUUCUCCAAUUUUUGCAGCUUCUAGAUUUCUUCCGCGGGCUCUGCCCACCCCUAAGCCCUCACCCACCCUCUCGUUUUGUGUGCGUGCGUGUGUGUGUUUUGGGUGCGCGGAUGCCGAAGGGGGAGUUCCUGAUGUGGUCGCUUUAGUGGUGAACGUCGCGCGGACUUUUGCAAGAGAAAGAGAGAGAGAGGCUGCUUGGAUUGGCGGCGGCGGCGACGGCGGCUCUCUUCCUCGUCGGCUGAUCCGGCAGUUUGUUGGCUGCUGCUGCUGUUGUUGCUGCUGCUGCUUACCCCCACUUCUUCCACGUCCUUUCCCCCCCUUUCCUCCUUAAUUUAUAUUUUCUUAAAUCUUAUCUCAUUUUUGCAUCACUUUUCCUCGGCGGUUGCUGGCGCAGCUGCCUGAGAGCCGGGAGAAGAUGUUGCUGGAUGCCGGACCGCAGUACCCCGCCAUCGGAGUGACGACCUUCGGCUCCUCUCGCCACCACGCCACGGGCGACGUGACGGAGCGCGAGGUGGGACUGGGCAUCAACCCUUUCGCCGACGCCGGGAUGGGCGCCUUCAAGCUCAACCCCAGCAGCCACGAGCUGGCCUCGGCCGGCCAGACCGCCUUCACUUCGCAGGCCCCUGGCUACGCGGCCGCAGCGGCGCUGGGGCAUCACCACCACCACCCGGGCCACGUCGGCUCCUACUCCAGCGCGGCCGCCUUCAACUCCACGCGGGACUUUCUCUUCCGCAACCGGGGCUUCGGCGAGGCGGCGGCGGCGGCCAGCGCCCAGCACAGCCUCUUCGCCUCGGCGGCCGGCAGCUUCGGCGGACCGCACGGGCACGGCGAGGCGGCGGGCCACCUCCUCUUCCCGGGCCUCCACGAGCAAGCCACCGGCCACGCGUCGCCCAACGUGGUCAACGGGCAGAUGCGCCUGGGCUUCUCCGGAGACAUGUACGGCCGGCCGGAGCAGUACGGCCAGGUGACGAGCCCGCGCUCCGAACAUUACGCUUCGCCGCAGCUGCACGGCUACGGCCACAUGAAUAUGAACAUGGCAGCCCACCACGGGCCGGGGGCCUUCUUCCGCUACAUGCGCCAGCCCAUCAAGCAAGAGCUCAUCUGCAAGUGGAUCGAGCCCGAGCAGUUGGCCAACCCCAAAAAGUCCUGCAACAAAACUUUCAGCACCAUGCACGAGCUGGUGACUCACGUCACCGUGGAGCACGUCGGCGGGCCCGAGCAGUCCAACCACAUUUGCUUCUGGGAAGAGUGUCCCAGGGAAGGGAAGCCUUUCAAGGCCAAAUACAAACUGGUCAACCACAUCCGAGUCCACACGGGGGAGAAACCUUUCCCGUGCCCUUUCCCGGGAUGCGGGAAAGUCUUCGCUCGCUCGGAAAAUCUCAAGAUCCACAAAAGGACGCACACAGGUGAAAAACCCUUUAAGUGUGAAUUCGAGGGCUGUGACAGGCGCUUCGCCAACAGCAGCGAUCGCAAAAAGCAUAUGCACGUCCACACUUCAGACAAACCUUAUCUCUGCAAAAUGUGCGAUAAGUCCUACACGCACCCGAGCUCCCUCCGAAAACACAUGAAGGUCCACGAAUCGUCCUCCCAGGGGUCCCAGCCUUCUCCCGCUGCCAGUUCAGGCUAUGAAUCUUCAACCCCCCCAACAAUCGUUUCUCCAUCCACAGAAAACCAGACCACAAGCUCCUUAUCCCCUUCAUCUUCAGCAGUCCACCACACGUCCAGCCACAGCACGCUCACGUCAAAUUUUAACGAAUGGUACGUUUAAACAAACGAACAAACAAAUGCAAAUCCAACCUAUUUAAAAGACUCCAAAAAUUAAUGAACACUUUGAAAAUCGAUCUUUUUGUGUGUUUUGAUUUUUUUUUAAUGCUGCCCAUAGACCCAGGACCGAAUCAAAUCAAGAAUUCUCUCUCUCUCUUUCUCUCUCUCUCUCUUUCUAUCUAUCUCCCUCUCUUCUUCAAUUUCUGUUGUUUUGUUUUGGUUUUGUCGUGUUUGGGGCAAAGGCUUGGAAAGCAAAUGGUUUUUUUCUAGAGUGCGUGAGAAGAGCAGGGUUAUUGGGCCAUCUUGCCGAUGUGCAGGGCUUUUUAAUGGAACCACUGACUGGAGUUCUUCAACUGCAUGUCUCUUUGGGCAGCGCCUUGUUUUCUGUAAAUACAGAAAUACUAGCUUACAAUGUACUGUUUGAUUUUGUAAAUAGUUAUACCACAAGUUGAAUAAGGGGAUACGUGGAAUUGUGGUCUUUGCAUAUAUAUGUGGGGGGAGGGGAAUAGGGGAGGGGGAUAGGGGAGGAGGUUGAAAAGUGGGGGGGAAGGAGGGAGGAGGUAGCAAAUCAUCUAUUUGUACUGAAUGGCAAGGAUGUUCUAGUAAAUGUGUACCAAAAUGUGAAUUACUUUGUAUUAUUACAGUCUAAACGUCGACCUAACAGAAUAUUAUUGGUAUUAAUGUGCUUUUUCUUUUGUAUAAAGUGCAAACAUUUCGUCCCAAAGUCCAGUCUAAGUAGUGCAGUAAAAUGUUGUUACACGUCCUGUCAAGAAAUUCGUAUAGUGCAAGCCUGGAUCUGCGUGUCAAACUGUUACAUUUGUUUAUGUAAAGUGGUAUUAAAAAAAAAAGCUAUAAACUAUAACCUGUCCAUUGCUUUUGGCAAAUACAACCACAUACUGUAUAUACUUCCUAAUUUCCAUAUUUAUCCGCAUGUAAAGGUCCGGUUAUACAUGUUACAGAUAUUCAAUAUUUAUGGCUAGAAGAAUUGGUAUGUACAAUUUAGUUUACAGAACUGUUUGGUAACAUUUCGUACCUUAUUAAAGAUUCUGAAAUCCCAUAA